Molecule: messenger RNA, 2529 nt
Organism: Glarea lozoyensis ATCC 20868
Lineage: Eukaryota; Fungi; Ascomycota; Leotiomycetes; Helotiales; Helotiaceae
Product: RNA-binding, RBD
Exons: 1
Coding region: 1-2529 (842 amino acids)
Biological process (GO): mRNA splicing, via spliceosome
Cellular component (GO): cytoplasmic stress granule
Molecular function (GO): mRNA binding
Source: RefSeq, a predicted model, not a curated record
AUGCAGGAAACUCAGAGCGCGGCGACUCUCGCAAAUGGUCCAGGGGCGGCCACCGCAAGUCGAUUCCCAGGCCAUGCCUCAAAACCUUCGAACAGCGAUACGGGCUUUUCCCAUGGGGCAUACUCUUCAAACCAAUUUUCGAUGGGUGGAUAUGGCGAUAGACAUCCGCGAAGAGCGAACAUUCCUUCGAUCAACACGCAGCCGAUGGGUCAACAAGCAGCUGACAUGGCAACACCAGGAACUGGGUUUGAUAUGCAAUUUACCCCCUUGCUGCCAUCUCAGCUGUUGCUCGGCUCUCCUUUUCAACCCGGUACACCUGCGGCAUUUGCUAGCCCACAGUUCCAGAACUAUGCCAACUUCCAGCAGCAGCAACACAAUCAGCAACAACAACAGCAGCAACAACAGCAGCAACAACAGCAGCAACAAGGCGGCAUGAACAGUCCGGUUCAGCAGAUGUCCCCUCAGCUCUACCAGAGUUUGGUCUCCCCGUCUACAUAUGGCGCGCCUCAAUUCUAUAACCCACAAUCACCGACUGCUGGCUCCUUUUCCGCCAUGACCAAUCAGAUGGGCCAGAUGCAAAUCCAGCCAUCUUCGCCAGUGCACAUGUCACCAGGUCUGGUUUCUGGUACCAGCAGAACCGUAUAUCUCGGCAACAUCCCGCCUGAGACAUCCGCGGAGGAGAUUUUGGGCCAUGUCAGGAGUGGGCAAAUUGAGUCUGUUCGUCUUCUGCCUGAUAAGAACUGUGCAUUUAUUUCUUUCUUGGACGGAAGCUCUGCAACGCAUUUCCAUUCAGAUGCUAUUUUGAAAAAACUUUCCAUCCGAGGACAAGACAUCAAAGUUGGAUGGGGAAAGCCUUCCCAGGUUCCUACUUCGGUUGCCCUCGCAGUCCAGCAAUCAGGAGCUUCCCGUAAUGUUUACUUGGGGAACCUGGAGGAGAACGUCACGGAAGACGAAUUACGUGACGACCUGAGCAAAUUUGGUCCUAUUGACACCGUCAAGAUUGUUCGUGAGAAAGCCAUCGGUUUUGUGCAUUUCCUUUCCAUCGGCAACGCCAUUAAAGCUGUCUCUCAGCUACCCCAGGAGCCAAAGUGGCAAUCCCCUCGCCGUGUCUAUUACGGCAAGGAUCGAUGCGCCUAUGUUUCAAAGACUCAACAGCAGAACGCCGCCCAAUAUUUGGGCAUUGCACCCGGAUACGCUCAUGUCCUCAACGGAGCUGAUCGUGACCUCAUCUCAAAUGCAUUGGCGCAACAAUCUGUAGCAGCUGCUGCUGUCGCCACGACGGCUGGAGGAAUCAACAACCUUGGUAAUCGCACCGUUUAUUUGGGCAACAUUCAUCCUGAAACUACCAUUGAAGAAAUUUGUAAUGUUGUCAGAGGUGGCCUUUUACACCAUAUUCGAUAUAUACCCGACAAGCACAUUUGCUUUGUCACAUUCAUUGACCCUACUUCCGCGGCUUCUUUCUAUGCUCUAAGCAAUUUGCAAGGUUUAAUGAUUCAUAACCGAAGGUUGAAAAUUGGAUGGGGAAAGCAUUCUGGUGCUCUUCCAGCUGCAAUCGCCUUGGCUGUUAGUGGAGGAGCUUCUCGAAAUGUGUACGUUGGCAACUUGGACGAAUCCUGGAGCGAAGAGAGAUUGAGACAAGAUUUCUCAGAGUACGGUGAAAUUGAAUUGGUCAACACAUUACGUGAGAAGAGCUGUGCAUUUGUCAACUUCACUAACAUUGCCAACGCAAUCAAAGCCAUCGAGGCCAUUCGUGGAAAAGAGGACUAUCGUCGUUUCAAGGUCAAUUUCGGAAAGGACAGAUGCGGAAACCCUCCCCGACAAGUUCAACAAGGACAGCCCCAAUCUCCCCGAGAUGAUCGUGUAAAUUCACCACCUCCAAACAGCGGUGGUCUUCUACCAAGCCAUAGCGGUUCGUCUCCAACGGGGUCGGCCCCUCAGUCAGCCAAUGGCACAGGAACAUUCCAGCCAGCACCAACUCCUUCCACUAUUCUCAAUGCCGGCAGCAACAACCCGUUGACCAUGUACUUGAACCAGGUCUCACAGCAGGCUCAACAACAGCAACAGCAGCAACUUGAUCCUUUCUCCGUUGCCCAGCUUCAACAACAGCAGCAACAAGUUCUUGCUGCUCAGCAAGCCGCUCUCUAUGGUAGCAGCACCUCGCCAUCAAGCAUGGAUGCUAUGGAUAUGCCACAGCACAAUCAGAUGGGUCAUCAACAAAGUGCGAGCAUUAAUAACAUGAACGCUUUCCAGAAUAGUUCCAGCGGUGCCCCAAUCGUUAACGGACUCCUCGCGCCUGCUCGUAGUCAGCACAACCGUGCUGUGAGUUUACCCGUCUUUGCGCAGCAGCAAGAACAACAAGCUGGUUUAGCCCAAGCCGAGCCGCGACGAGGCCAUCAAUAUCAAGGCUCAUUCUCUGGUGGCAUUUCGAACGGUAAUGUGUUCGGGAAUGGUUAUGGCCUCGCCAUUCAGGAUGGAGGACACAACCACGGGUUGAACGGUUGGGCGGAGGAGGAAAUUGCAGGAAACUAG